AUUAGUCAAAUGUUUUUAGAUGUGAUAAGUCAUGUGUUUGAAUAUUUUUAAUUGACUAAAUUUUAUGAAUUUGACAAUAUUUUUAUUUCUUAAACCCUGAGGAUGAAUUAAAACAAAUUCGAAACCGGUCGGAAGAAAACAGCAAAAAAUAGCUUUGUUUUUCAUUUAGUAGUCUGAUAAAGCCACCUAAAAAAUUCUUCAAUAUAUGUUUAGUUACUCAUGAUUGGCUGCAAUUGAUGACUACUUUGUUCAGGAUUUCAUUCAUAUCUACUUACAAAAUAGAAUGUUUUCGUGGAAUAAUUUUUUAUCACAUUUGUUGAUAGUAUUCAAUGAAAAAUAUUCGUUAUGUUCUAAGAAGGCCUCUUUCAUAUAGAAACGUCUAAGAAUGCUGCUUU
This is a messenger RNA of Clunio marinus, 395 nucleotides long. The record is from the annotation of a GenBank genome assembly. NCBI's taxonomy places the organism in Eukaryota, Metazoa, Arthropoda, Insecta, Diptera, Chironomidae.